Epinephelus fuscoguttatus (brown-marbled grouper) is the source of this 1316-nucleotide messenger RNA. RefSeq names its product transmembrane protein 82 (gene tmem82). The coding region runs from base 174 to 1244 and encodes 356 amino acids. The record is from RefSeq and is a predicted model, not a curated record. The transcript is spliced from 6 exons. Lineage: Eukaryota; Metazoa; Chordata; Actinopteri; Perciformes; Serranidae.
UCUGCAUGGGCAAAGCUCAACACCGACGCUGAAAUAAACAGUAGAGCUGAGCUGAUACUCCAUAUUUUCGUAACCUGAUCUGAAAUAACCACGAAAGAUGGCACCUGAGUGUGGGAUUGCUUGAAUUUCAAUAACCUCCAUGCAUUUUUGUAAAACCAGUCAAAGGUAGUACAAUGUUUUCCUUUAUCACGUCUCUUAUUCCCACUUCCUACUUCCUCCCAGGAUGGCUGACUCUCGAUACAAAUCCAGUGGACAGUUUACUUCAAGGACUGGUAGGUGCGUGUGGGAUCUCUGUGCUAUGCUCCCUGUUAAGACUGCACUUAUUUCUAGAGGAGAGCUGGAGUGAUAAAAAUGAUAAAGACACAUCAAGCCAGAAGACACCCAGUCAUCAAGGGAGACCUAAAACUGGUCUUUUGGGGAUGCUCCACUUUUUGGUUUUGACCGGGAUACUAGCUGUAGUGGGCUCUCGUGUUGCCUCCCUGGUGGUACUAGAGUUUUGUCUUCGAGGUGUCUCUGGAUUGCUUACAGCAGGACCAGAGUACCAGAAAUUUCUGCAGCAGCUGUUAGUUCAAAGCCAGUUCUCUCUUGGUUGCGCCUUGAGCUGCAGUUUGCACUUUCUCCACGAGGGGGCGUCUCAUCGCUGGCUAUGCUUGCUCCUGGCAGCAGCACUCAGCUGGUUCCUGGCUCGGCAGGCCACACGGCUGCUGCACCACGUCCUGGCUCUGUAUAAACUCCACAGCUCACAGCGCUACUGCGGUAUUUGCAUCAGCCUCCUCACAUCAGGCCGCUACCUGCUGCCCAUGCUGUGCAGGACUAUGAUCAUUACUUUCUCUGUGGCUGUGGUGGCCGCCAUAUCAAUCAUCAAUCAGCACUUCCUCUCUGCAACAGAGGCCCUCAGGUUUUGGACACCACUGACUAUCUGCUACACACUGUUGGUUGUGUACAUGCAGGAGGAGCAGCACCGUCUGCCCAGCAGCCAGGCUGUCCUGAACACAGUAGUGGUGCGUCUUGGUGGUUUGAUGGUCCUGAUGCUGACUGUUGGACGCUGGGCUGACGUGUUCCACAUCCUAAUGUGUUUCCUGGGUGAGGCCAGCUGUCUAAUCCCCACUAUGGAUCUGCUGGAUGCAGCAUCCUCACAGGAUGAAGAGGAUUAUACAGAAUACGUAAAGAGAGAGCAUCGACGAAGACCGCAGGCACAAGAGAAGGAGCAUCACAGACAGCCACACAGGGAUGUUAAAAGCUAGUGGCAUUUAUUUUAAUGUAAAGUCCUAUUAGGGCUACAUCAACAAUGAAUACAUUUGUAUAUAGAAUGUUUU